CUCUUCCUCUGCGGCAGAUCUGGUUCAUUUUCUCCGGCCCUGUUCUUGCCGGUCUCGCCGGAUUCUGGCUUGUUGCCAUCGAUCCCCCUGCUUUGUGAUCACCUCUAAGCCGAUAUGAGACGAGGUAUGCGAGGUGCAUCUUCUUCUAGACAGCAGCCUCCCGCACAGCAACAGAUUUCCAAUUUGACUCAGUUUCCCACAGAGCUGCAACAGGAGCAGCCCACUAUUACUCAGCCACCAUUGGCCAAUGACCAGUUCACUGGUGAUGAUGCAACAAUGGACGAGGACACUGAAGAGCGUAAUUUGGAGGCUGAGUUGGAUGCUGAAUAUGCUGUGCUUGAUCCUAAGUUAGAUACUCAGUUGGAGGAGGAGCUAUCACGUGCUGUGUAAUACCCAAGGAUUUCUUACUUUAGAUUUAAAUAAAUUAUUUAAGCUCUU
Rubroshorea leprosula is the source of this 438-nucleotide messenger RNA. NCBI's taxonomy places the organism in Eukaryota, Viridiplantae, Streptophyta, Magnoliopsida, Malvales, Dipterocarpaceae. The record is from the annotation of a GenBank genome assembly.